Molecule: messenger RNA, 765 nt
Organism: Salvelinus fontinalis (brook trout)
Lineage: Eukaryota; Metazoa; Chordata; Actinopteri; Salmoniformes; Salmonidae
Product: zinc finger protein basonuclin-2-like
Exons: 3
Coding region: 281-673 (130 amino acids)
Biological process (GO): regulation of DNA-templated transcription
Cellular component (GO): nucleus
Source: RefSeq, a predicted model, not a curated record
AACUUUGUAAAGGCAGAUAAAGAAGUAAGCGCGCAGAUGGACUUUCCUUUAGUCACAGGCUACAUUCCUCUCCUUCUCCGUGUGGCUGGGGUGUGGGAGGGACACUUGCACAUUUGUCACUGCACUAAUGUAGCCAUGGGGUUUGAGUACAGUGCAGAGUCUCUCUCUCACUAGCGUGUUUCAGUGGUGUGUGUAUAGUCUAAUGGAAAGAAUGCUUACCUUGGAAUAGCAGGAUCUGAACCGGGGACCUCCUGUACGGAUCAGGAGCUGGCAUCUCACUAUGCAGGCCAUUCGCUGCACUCUGGUGAACUGCACCUGUGAGUGUUUCCAGCCAGGAAAGAUCCACCUGCGUACAUGUGACCAGUGCAAGCACGGCUGGGUGGCUCACGCGCUGGACAAGCUGAGCACGCAGCACCUGUACCACCCCACCCAGGUGGAGAUAGUUCAGUCCAACGUGGUGUUUGACAUCAGCAGCCUGAUGCUGUACGGGACCCAGGCGGUGCCGGUCAGACUGAAGAUCCUGCUGGACCGUCUGUUCAGUGUUCUGAAGCAGGAGGAGGUGCUCCACAUACUGCACGGCCUGGGCUGGACCCUGAGGGACUAUGUCAGGGGCUACAUACUGCAGGUAGGUGGGAGUCAGGGACACGGUUCUGAUACAGACGUGUGUUACUAGAACCGUAGUAGCUAAACACACAGGAACACGUCAUGGUCAUUCACAGUGUAAUAUUUAAACAAUAAGGCCCGAGGAGGUGUGGUAUAUGGCCG